Messenger RNA from Rhinichthys klamathensis goyatoka, 1566 nucleotides. RefSeq names its product protein phosphatase, Mg2+/Mn2+ dependent, 1Na (putative) (gene ppm1na). The coding region runs from base 107 to 1408 and encodes 433 amino acids. Gene Ontology annotation, biological process: protein dephosphorylation; negative regulation of canonical NF-kappaB signal transduction; positive regulation of canonical Wnt signaling pathway. The record is from RefSeq and is a predicted model, not a curated record. The transcript is spliced from 6 exons. Gene Ontology annotation, cellular component: cytosol; nucleus. NCBI's taxonomy places the organism in Eukaryota, Metazoa, Chordata, Actinopteri, Cypriniformes, Leuciscidae. Gene Ontology annotation, molecular function: manganese ion binding; protein serine/threonine phosphatase activity; magnesium ion binding.
UCCUCUUUUGGCUCCAACUCAACGAGAGGCACCGGGUCGGCUUCGGAAGACCAGGAAGAGUAGUUUGAGGAACAGUAGGAGACUAAAGCGGAGAAUUCGGGCCACCAUGAGAACUGCCAGGCGGGCCAGCGCCAUGGAGGUGCCCUCAUUCCUGCGACAGCUAGUGAAGGAAACCGAGAAGAUGGUAACCUUCUUCUUCAAGGGUGGGCGACGGGAGUCGGGAGCUGAUGAUGACUACUUUGAAAAUGAAGAGGACAUAGGGAGACCCUACCUAGAAAGGCCCAUUUUGGCGAAAGAUAUGGAAGAAGGGGGUUCGAAAUGGGGCAUUAACUACGCCAUGGCCAGUAUGCAGGGCUGGCGUGCCCAGAUGGAGGACUCCCACACCUGCAUGCCAGAGAUGACCGAGGCCUUGCCAGACUGGAGCUAUUUUGCCGUGUUCGAUGGACAUGCGGGGAGAAUGGUGGCUCAGUACUGCUCCAAACACCUGCUGGAUUUUAUUCUCGACACAGGCUGUGUGACGGUGGAUGAGGAUGUAGAACAUGUCAAAGAUGGCAUCAGAAAUGCCUUCCUCUGCAUCGACCGCCACAUGCACGCCCAGAUCCGCAAUGAGAACUGGGACAACAGCGGAUCUACAGCAACCGCUGUCAUGAUGUCUCCACGAAACAUCUACUUCAUCAACUGCGGCGAUUCCCGGACCUUCCUUUGCCGUAACAGCCAGGUGGUCUUCUACACGGAGGACCACAAACCCUUCAACCCGCGCGAGAAAGAGCGCAUCCAGAACGCCGGGGGCUCCGUCACCCUGCAGCGCAUCAACGGUUCACUGGCCGUGUCCCGCGCACUUGGAGACUUUGACUUUAAGGAGGUGGAAUGGAGGACUCAGACCGAACAGCUGGUGUCGCCUGAACCAGAGGUGUACGAGCUGGAGCGAAUGCCAGAAGAUGAGUUCCUGGUAGUGGCAUGUGAUGGUGUCUGGGACGCCAUCAGUAAUGAGGAGCUGUGUGCGUUUGUGCGCAACCGCCUGCAGGUCUGCGAUGAUCUGAGGGAGAUCUGCUCUCAGGUCAUUGACCUCUGCCUCUAUAAGGGAAGUUUAGACAACAUGAGCAUUAUCAUCAUCUGCUUCGAUGGCGCCCCCAAGGUGACACCAGAGGCACUGCAACAGGAGGCAGAGUUAGAGCAGCUCAUCGAGCAAAAAGUGGCGGAGAUCAUUAAUGUGAUCAGAUCUAAAGAUGGGGAACCUGACCUGCUAUAUGUGAUGAAAUUCCUGGCAUCUGAAGGUAUUCCCGGCCUCCCACCAGGUGGAGGAAUCUCAUGCAAGAGAGAUUGCAUAAUUGCCGCAUAUCAGAAAUAUGCAGCAGCCUUUAGACCUCUUGACCCAAUGGAUAUUGGCGGUUCUGAUGACUCCACCUAGUGGCCGUUACCCUGAAGAUGGAAUCAAGCCUUCAAUCUCUGUAGAUGUAAUAAUUCAUGUGAGGACUAUAUUUGUGUGCCACCUGCUUUACAGAGGUCAAAUUGUUUAGCCAAACUGUUCCUUUUUUUAAAUCAAUGUUGUAUAUUGUACACACUGAA